Messenger RNA from Acanthopagrus latus (yellowfin seabream), 1981 nucleotides. It is a transcript of the gene glod4, whose product is annotated as glyoxalase domain containing 4. Bases 74 to 970 code for a protein of 298 amino acids. The record is from RefSeq and is a predicted model, not a curated record. NCBI's taxonomy places the organism in Eukaryota, Metazoa, Chordata, Actinopteri, Spariformes, Sparidae. The transcript has 9 exons.
AUCAUCAAGGACGCUCAGUCGAUCCCUGCACACCGAUCCACAACACACACAUCAUAACAUCUGCCAAGAAAAUAUGGCUUUGAGACGAGCGCUGCAUUUUGUUUUCAAAGUUGGUGACAGGACCAAAACAGCCACGUUUUACCGAGAUGUUUUGGGUAUGAAGAUACUACGUCAUGAAGAGUUCGAGGAGGGCUGCAAAGCAACUUGUAAUGGACCCUACGAUGGAAAAUGGAGCAAGACGAUGGUUGGCUUUGGUCCAGAAGAUGACCAUUUUGUUGCUGAACUGACAUACAAUUAUGGGGUUGGAGAGUAUCAACUUGGCAAUGACUUCUUGGGGCUCACUUUGCAGUCAAGCCAAGCUGUGAGUAAUGCUAAACGUCUGGGAUGGCCUCUCACUGAGGUGGGAGAGGCUCUGUACCUGGCCCAGGCUCCAGGAGGGUAUCCUUUCUACCUUGUGGACAAAGAGCAGCCUCCCCGUGAUCCAGUGCAGAAGGUCUGUCUCGGUGUAUCAGACCUCCAGAAAUCGACCCAGUACUGGACGGCUCUCUUGGGAAUGAAGGUGAUGGAAAAGAAUGAGGAAAAGAAAACAGUGCUGAUGGGAUUUGCAGACACACAAUGUAAACUGGAGCUUCAGGAUAUCGGUGGGACGGUAGAUCAUGGAACAGCAUUUGGGAGAAUUGCCUUUUCAUGCCCACGGGAGCAACUGCCUGACCUCGAAGCCUUGAUGAAAAAGGAAAAUCAGAAAAUUCUCACCCCAUUAGUCAGCCUUGACACUCCUGGAAAAGCCACAGUGGAAGUGGUUAUCUUGGCUGACCCAGAUGGUCAUGAAAUCUGCUUUGUGGGAGACGAGGCUUUCAGGCAGCUAUCCAUGGUGGACCCCAAAGGAAAUGACUUGCUUGAUAAGGCCAUGGCUGAAGAUAAAAGCGACGAGUGGUUUGCCAAACACAACAGACAGAAAGCUGCUGCAUGAGAUGGAGAGGCUUCCCUGGAAGAUCGUGCGACAUCAAUUUCUCACCAGUUCAUUUGAUGAUGAGUUGCUGCACAAGGCACCUGUAGUAUAAAUCUUACAGUAAUGACAACUCAGUUAUCGUUAGGCUGGCAGCGUGAGAUUAGUCUUUCCCUGAAAGCGUGCCUUGAGGCACAGUCGCAUCGACAGCACUUUGUAAAAGGACCACUUGUUCAACUUGUUGGACGUUUUGCCAAUAAACACUGUUCCUAUCAAUACAGCGGAGACGUGGGCAAAAAAUCAAUCUAAUGCAACUUAUUUGUAAAGAAUUAUGAGCCCCAGCUUGUUGACCCUCUCCCAGUUCACAUUCUGUGCACUGUGUAUGUCACUGUUUGUGCUCCUCAAGGUUAAUUCCUCCAAUUUUACGUUUGACAAAAUGCAACUAGCCAGAGUGACAUCACUGGAGGCAAUUUAUCAGAUUACAUGCAGUUUCCUCUGGAGCCAUAAGAGGCUUUAUACUACUUUAUCAACCUCAGUAACACUCCCGAAGACCUUUUUAAAGAUACUUAAAUAUGUAACAUUGGAGGUGUUCCCCCUUAAUUACUGUAAAACUGCCUGAACAUCAGUCUGCGGUAAUUUGAUUAAGAACACAACAUGAUGUAACAAUGCACAAUGUGCCCUGUUGUGGAUGUUGAAUAGUCCCAUAAGUUUGCAACUCAUCAAAUUACCAAAACCCAAUGAGUGCAGUGAACCUGAAGAUUUUAGGGGUUUGGGACUCUUAGGCAUACUGUUGCUUGGCAAUUCAAGUUUGUUGUAGGAGCAAGCUGUCUGCAGUUUAAUUCAGUAUAAUGAAGCAUUUGUGAAAAUAACAUGUCACUCACCUUGGCUGAAAUAAAAUCUUUUUCGUUAACAUUUCAAAUAGUUUGAUUACUACUGGUCUGUUUUCUCAGUUUUAUCUUUGUAUUAAUAGUUUUUAGUGGGUGUAUAUCAGAUGUGGACUUGGCCCGGAAAUAAAAUAAAUCACUUGAAACUUGA